Molecule: messenger RNA, 513 nt
Organism: Trichoderma harzianum CBS 226.95
Lineage: Eukaryota; Fungi; Ascomycota; Sordariomycetes; Hypocreales; Hypocreaceae
Exons: 2
Coding region: 34-213 (59 amino acids)
Source: RefSeq, a predicted model, not a curated record
GCCGAUACUGCCGUGGUGCCCUUUGGGGCGGUGAUGGCCCCUGUCUGGGGAGUGAUGGCCUCGGCCAUCAAUGCCUUUGCCGGCGUGGGACGCCCCCUGGCCGAGAACCAGGUGAGGCUUGUCGGCCUCGUGAAUUUUAUGUUCCCGAGGGCUGGCCCCCUGGUGACGUUUGGGGCCCAAGCUUUUUAUAUGUUGUUGUAUGGGAGGGCCUAAUGCCCUAGACGUUUCUUUGUUGUUUGGCCUGGAGGGCAGGUUUUUUUUUUUUUUUCGUGGUAAUAUAUUGCUUUGUCUGGUCUGGUCUCAAUCCAUUCGUUUCUCAGAUUCCAAGAUGAAUAGACCGGUAGUGAUAAUAUCAGAACAUAUGGAGUACCUGUAUUGAGAGAGUGGUGAUAGUAGCAUAUACUACAGCAACAUAUCACUAGUAGCGGAUACUAGAGGAAAGUUCGAACUAGUAGCAGGAACUAGAUGAAACUGUAAAUAGUAGGAGAUACUAGAAUGCAAUGCCAAUAGUAG